Molecule: messenger RNA, 666 nt
Organism: Phacochoerus africanus (Common warthog)
Lineage: Eukaryota; Metazoa; Chordata; Mammalia; Artiodactyla; Suidae
Gene: NAA38
Product: N-alpha-acetyltransferase 38, NatC auxiliary subunit
Exons: 2
Coding region: 90-617 (175 amino acids)
Cellular component (GO): NatC complex
Molecular function (GO): RNA binding
Source: RefSeq, a predicted model, not a curated record
CCGAAAGGUUCUCAGCAAGUUGAAGGGCCUGGAGGAGGCCCGCGGACAAAUGGCCGGAGCUGGACCAACUAUGCUGCUACGAGAGGAGAAUGGCUGUUGCAGCCGGCGUCAAAGCAGCUCCAGCGCCGGGGUUAGCGCGGGCUCGGGUUCUGGGAUUGAGGGGCCGUCGGGGAGUAAAGUGGGAGGACGGAGGGAGAACUGCAGCUCCCGGCAGCCUCUGGGCUUCCUGCGAGCGCCCCGCGGGCUGUUGGGAGCUGUGGUUCCUCGGGCGGGCAGCAGCCGGGGCGGUGCGGUCUGAGCACAUGUCCCGCCCCGCGCAGGACUCAGACGGGGAGCGCGAAGACUCGCCGUCUGCGCGCGCUAGGCAGCAGCUGGAGGCGCUGCUCAACAAGACUAUGCGGAUUCGCAUGACAGAUGGACGGACACUGGUCGGUUGCUUCCUCUGCACCGAUCGCGACUGCAAUGUUAUCCUAGGCUCGGCGCAGGAGUUCCUCAAGCCGUCGGAUUCCUUCUCUGCCGGGGAACCCCGUGUGCUGGGCCUAGCUAUGGUACCUGGACACCACAUCGUUUCUAUUGAGGUGCAAAGAGAGAGCCUGGCGGGGCCUCCCUAUCUCUGAGCCCGACCGCGCAUGCCUUUCAAACUUCAUUAAACCUGUCACUGACGUG